This is a messenger RNA of Boeremia exigua, 1316 nucleotides long. RefSeq lists its product as uncharacterized. The coding region runs from base 143 to 1174 and encodes 343 amino acids. The transcript is spliced from 5 exons. The record is from RefSeq and is a predicted model, not a curated record. NCBI's taxonomy places the organism in Eukaryota, Fungi, Ascomycota, Dothideomycetes, Pleosporales, Didymellaceae.
CGCAAGCGCAAUUGCAAUCGCUGACAAACGAGCGCCAUGUUGCGUGUAAAUGACACUUGACGAAACCAACUGUUAAGUAGAUAAAGGUUGAGCAAUUACAACCAUUGUCAGACUUCCACAUCCCAGACCAUACCAUCUCAUAAUGGCACCCAAGAUCUUCCUUACAGGCGCAACUGGCUAUAUUGGUGGUGAUACUCUCUAUGCGCUCUAUAACAAGCAUUCGGACUACGAGAUCGCAGCUCUUGUCCGAUCAGAGGAGAAGGGCAAGCCCGUAAAGGAUGCUUUUCCGAACGUUCGCCUCGUGAUCGGGGAUCUAGACAGCUCUGAUCUUAUUGAAGAAGAAGCCGCAAAGGCUGACGUAGUGAUUCACACAGCUGAUGCAUCGGAUAAUGAGCCCGCCGCAAAAGCCAUCGCCAAGGGUCUCGCAUCUGGUCACUCGAAAGAGAAGCCCGGGUUCUGGCUGCACACUGGCGGUGCCGGUAUCCUCUGCUGGGAGACCAUGCGCGAUGACAAUAAACUUGGAGAGCACUCUGACCGAGAGUAUAACGAUUGGACAGCAGUCGAGGACCUAACUGGAUUACCCGAAGACGCAUUUCACAAGAACGUCGACGACCUGGUACUCAAAGCUGGCUCCGAUUCCAUUAAGACAGCAAUUCUCUGCCCACCGACUAUUUACGGCCGUGGAAGAGGGCCUUCGCACCAGCGUUCUCGCCAGGCCUACGAGCUUGCUCAUCUAAUCCUGACCGGCGGCUACAUCCCCAUCAUCGGCCAAGGAAAGGCGCGCUGGAACAACGUCCACGUUGCCGACCUCGCUCAAGUAUUCGUCUUACUGACCGAAGCCGCCAUUACGGGUAAGACUGACGCCGAGCUUUGGAACGAGAAGGGCUACUAUCUUGUCGAGAACGGCGAGCACGUCUGGUCCGAUCUCGCGCGAAGCAUGGGCAAGAAGGCGGUGGAGUUGGGCCUGUUGAAGGGCGAGUUGGAGGAGAAGAGUUUGGGCAAGGACAAGGCGCUCGAUCAGGCUGGGUUUGAGGCCGUGAGCUGGGGUUUCAACAGCCGCGGCAAGGCGGUACGCGCGAAGAAGGUCUUGGGGUGGGAACCGACCGCCCCGGUAAUCGAUGACACGAUCGAGGAGAUUCUGAAGGAUGAGAAGAGCAGGCUCGAUAAGAAGUAAUUUCCCAUCUGCGUCGCACAAAUUCACCCACCCGCAACCAUACCACACGUUUAUCGUCCUGAGUAUCACCAUUCUGCGUCUGUCGCUCUUUUGCAUCAAUCAGUGAUUGUAGGGACCAUAUUCUCCAGGAAUUCAGCUUGCA